CAUUUGUAAAUCUGAUGAUCGUGUUUUCUAACCAGUCUCCUAAGUCAUGCAUCAAACAGCCCUGGCCCUGUAACAGAGCCCUGCGGUCCCCACUCCGCACUUCCCUCUCGCGGGAUGCCGAGCCCUGGACACACCCUCGCUGUUGCCCGACCAGCUCUGCAUCCAUCUGAUGACUGCAUCAACCAGCCCACGUUUUGCCUGCUUCUCCGACAGAAGCUCAUGGGCCACUUGGUCAAAUGUUUUGCUGAAGUUGAGGUCUACUGCAUCUGUCACACUCCCAUGGUCACCUGAGGUCAGCCUAUCAAAAAAGGAGAUCAGGUGUUGCCUACCAACCCCGAGGAAAGCUGGCAGGUGUACAGUUCUGCCCAGGAUAGUGAAGGGCGAUGCAUAUGCACAGUGGUGGCGCCUCAACAGACAAUGUGCUCACGGGAUGCCAGAACAAAGCAGCUACGGCAGCUGUUGGAAAAGGUACAGAACAUGUCCCAGUCAAUAGAAGUCUUGGACAGGCGAACUCAACGGGAUCUUCAGUAUGUUGAGAAAAUGGAGAAUCAAAUGAGAGGCCUGGAAUCCAAGUUCAAGCAAGUGGAAGAGAGUCACAAGCAACACCUGGCCAGACAGUUCAAGGCAAUAAAAGCGAAAAUGGAAGAGCUUAGGCCCUUGAUCCCAGUGUUGGAGGAGUACAAAGCCGAUGCCAAAUUGGUUUUGCAGUUUAAAGAGGAGGUGCAGAACCUGACGUCAGUUCUAAACGAGCUCCAGGAAGAAAUUGGCGCCUUUGACUACGAAGAGCUUCAGAGCAGAGUGUCAAAUCUUGAAGAGAGGCUGCGGGCAUGCAUGCAGAAAUUAGCAUGUGGGAAAUUGACUGCAAUAAGCGACCCCAUAACCGUAAAGACUUCUGGUUCAAGGUUCGGCUCCUGGAUGACAGACCCCUUGGCUCCCGAAGGUGAAAGCAAGGUCUGGUACAUGGACAGUUAUCAUAACAACCGAUUUGUCCGUGAAUACAAAUCCAUGUCUGACUUUAUGAACACGGAUAACUUCACCUCUCACCGCCUUCCACACCCAUGGUCUGGCACUGGCCAAGUGGUCUACAAUGGCUCAAUCUAUUUCAACAAAUACCAAAGCCACAUAAUCAUCAAGUUUGACUUGAAAACGGAGACCAUCCUUAAAACGCGUAGCUUGGAUUACGCGGGCUACAAUAACGUCUAUCAUUAUGCCUGGGGUGGCCAUUCAGACAUCGACCUCAUGGUGGAUGAGAACGGGCUGUGGGCUGUCUACGCCACCAACCAAAAUGCAGGGAACAUUGUUAUCAGUAAGCUGGACCCCAACACCUUGCAGAGCCUUCAGACCUGGAACACGAGCUACCCCAAGCGCAGCGCUGGCGAAGGGUUCAUCAUCUGUGGCACUUUGUACGUCACCAACGGCUACUCGGGAGGAACCAAGGUGACCUAUGCUUACCAGACCAACAGCUCCACUUACGAAUACAUAGACAUCCCGUUCCUAAACAAGUACUCGCAUAUUUCCAUGCUGGACUACAACCCCAAGGACAGAGCUCUCUACGCGUGGAACAAUGGCCACCAAAUACUGUACAACGUCACCCUUUUCCACGUCAUCAGGUCUGAUGAGUUGUAGUCCCCCUUGGGGUGCAGAAAUGGAGCUGAACGCUUCACACAGCCGCCCAGAGGGCGGAAGUUCAGGUGGACACGUAUUUUAAAAUAUCAAAAGGGGAGUUUCAAGACGGAACAGCUGCCAAAAUGUAAAAAGAGAGGAUUAUCUCUUAGUUAAAACUGCAAGAUCAGAACUUACCUCUCAAAUGUCAAACUAUUAUUAUCGACAACAGGAAAAAAAAAAAUGCUACUCAUUUGCAGCUGGAACUGCACUUGAAAAAUUUUCCAGCCACUUUUUCAGGGUGGGGCUGAGAUGGUUGUCCCCCCAUUUAUGUCCCAAUAGCAGAGCUGUAGUUAUAAAGUACAAGGAAAGGCGAUGACUGUUGGACAUUCAUCAUGGGGGCGGGGGGUAGGGCUACCUGGUUUUCUUGCUUCCCCUCUUUCUUCUUCUGCCUUUGUUUCUUCUUGGCGUGUUGCAUGGACAUUUCCCCACAUCCCAGCGAGCUACGAUGAAUGUCUGGGUGGUCUGACAACAUACAGUUGAUUCAUACUGGCGGUGUUUGAUUUUUCUUUAAUAAAAAGAGGGUUGUGUGUAAAGAUUGUAUAACCAUUACAGUUAGCAACUCAUCUCUUGCUCUUUCUCUCUUUCUCUCUCUUUUUCCUCUGUGUUUUAUGUCCCCUUUAGACGAACUGUUCUGAGACCCAAAGUAGCUAAUGGAACUGUGUCUUUAGUAGCUAUAAAAUACAAAAAGAAAAAAAAGUUAUGUACUAUUGACAAAAUGUUGUACCCAAAUAUUUGUUUGAACAUGUAUCCAGCCAAUAACUUGUACCCUAAAUGUCUGUUAUUAACCAGAGGUGGAAAACUUUCUAUGUCCAGGUUUAUGCAAUGAAUGUUGUAAAUGCAAAUAAUGUCAUUUGAAUUAAUAAAUGAA
This is a messenger RNA of Python bivittatus (Burmese python), 2533 nucleotides long. It is a transcript of the gene OLFM1, whose product is annotated as olfactomedin 1. Gene Ontology annotation, biological process: signal transduction. NCBI's taxonomy places the organism in Eukaryota, Metazoa, Chordata, Lepidosauria, Squamata, Pythonidae. The record is from RefSeq and is a predicted model, not a curated record.